Triticum aestivum (bread wheat) is the source of this 1496-nucleotide messenger RNA. Its product is annotated as wax ester synthase/diacylglycerol acyltransferase 11. The record is from RefSeq and is a predicted model, not a curated record. Gene Ontology annotation, biological process: triglyceride biosynthetic process. Gene Ontology annotation, molecular function: diacylglycerol O-acyltransferase activity. Lineage: Eukaryota; Viridiplantae; Streptophyta; Magnoliopsida; Poales; Poaceae. Gene Ontology annotation, cellular component: plasma membrane.
GGCAGAGCAUCUUCAGUGAGGUACUCAAUGCACGCUUCAGUGUGCUCAUCUUCUUGUGAUGUGAAACACAUCGCACAUGUUUAUUCUUGAACAACAGUGUGCAAUGUGGGACCACAUCAGCAGCAAGCCGGUAGGGACUAUACCAGAUCCCUUAUGAUGAUGAUCUUCAACUGUGUGUAUAGUAGUGCCAUUGAUUGUCAUCCUUGCCGCUUUUAUUAGCAAAAAACUUUUUGUCAUCCUAUAUAUUACACCUAGCAUGGAGUGUCGAUCGAUCGAGUAGCCAACGACCCUUGAAACUAAAGUAGCCAUGGGUAGUACUGGUAGCCCCUCGGUAGCCGCUCUACCAACAAGCGGCCUGCUACCCCCGAUACGCACGCCAAGGUCAGCGCCGGCCGAAUGGAAGACGGACGACGAUUCCGCGGUGGCGGCAGCGGAGGAGGAGCCAGUGACCCCUAGUGCAAGACUCUUCGAAGCUAUAUACAUCGUGGUUAUGGUCGGCCUUGGCUCGCCCGUCAACCUAGCCAUCUUCAGCGCCGGCAUCGCAGCCCAACUUGCUCGUUACCCACGCUUCCGUAGCAUUCAAGUGACAGACGGGUGCAAGAGCCCGCGGUGGGCGUGCACGGAGGUGAACGUCGACGACCACAUGAUCGUCCCGACGCUGGACCCCGCCGCCGUGGAGGCUGACCCGGACCGGGCCGUGGAGGACUACGUGGCCUCGCUGCAGGCACUCCCCAUGGAUUGCUCCCGCCCGCUCUGGGAGUUCCACUUCCUCGACUUCCCGACCUCAGAGGCCACCUCCACCGUGGUGUUCCGCGUCCACCACUCCCUCGGUGACGGGAUGUCGCUGAUCACGCUCCUCCUGGCGUCUGCCCGCAGCGCCGCGGACCCGACACGCCUGCCGGCCAUGCCGGAGCAGCCGGCGCGCACGGGCGCCAUCUACGAGCCGCGGCACCGGCAGCCGCUGCCCUCGGGCGCCCUGGCGGCGUUCGUCGCAUGGGUUUGGCCGUAUCUUGCGCUUGCAUGGAACACCGUGGUGGACGUCAUCUUCUUUGCUGCGACGAUUGUGUUUCUGAGAGACCCGAACACACUCUUCAGACGCGGGGACAGUCAAGUUACGUUGAACCCCCGCAGGCGCUUCGUGCACCGGAGCUUUAGCUUGGACGACGUCAAGUUCAUCAAGAAUGCCAUGAACUGCACUGUUAAUGAUGUGCUAGUCGGAGUCACUUCUGCUGCUCUAUCACAAUAUUACUUUCGUAAGUCUGGUUACCCUAAGACACGCAAGCUAUGUUUGCGAUGUGUCCUCCCUGUAAAUACAAGGCCAACAGCUAGCCUACAAGCCUAUGUUAAUAUGAUAGAAUCGGGUAAAAGUAAUGACGUGGCAUGGGGAAAUCAAAUAGGCUACAUCCUCCUACCAUUUCAUUUAGCGGUACACGAUGAUCCACUUGCAUAUGUUCGGAUGGCAAAGAAGACCCUGGAUAGAAAAAAGAGCUCACUUG